This is a messenger RNA of Musca vetustissima, 718 nucleotides long. It is a transcript of the gene ATPsynO, whose product is annotated as ATP synthase subunit O, mitochondrial. NCBI's taxonomy places the organism in Eukaryota, Metazoa, Arthropoda, Insecta, Diptera, Muscidae. Gene Ontology annotation, biological process: proton motive force-driven mitochondrial ATP synthesis. The record is from RefSeq and is a predicted model, not a curated record. Bases 94 to 717 code for a protein of 207 amino acids. Gene Ontology annotation, molecular function: proton-transporting ATP synthase activity, rotational mechanism. The transcript has 3 exons.
UCUGACAUAAUUUUUUGACAGCCGUAUCAGCGCACUUGCAAGCUCAAGCAUUCGUGAAUUUUUCUGCAAAUAUUCUCCAAGGCAAAAAAUACGAUGGCCGCCGUCAAUAAAUUAUCCAUGUUGAGCCGUGCUAUGAGCACUGGUGCUCAAAUGGUCAAACCCCCCGUACAAGUAUUCGGAUUGGAGGGUCGUUAUGCCACUGCCUUGUACUCGGCCGCCACCAAAUUGAAGCAAUUGGAUCAAGUUGAAAAGGACUUGCUUGCCUUCCAAGCUACCCUUAAGCAGGAUAAGAAAUUGCGUGAAUCUGUUGUCAGCCCCAUUGUCAACAAGAAAGUCAUGGGUGUUGCCUUGAAGGAGAGUGCCGAAAAAUUGCGUUGGUCCGCUGCCACCGGCAAUUUGUUGGCCCUUUUGGCCGACAAUGGCCGUUUGAGCCAAUUGGAUGGUGUUAUCAAUGCCUUCAACAUUAUCAUGGCUGCCCAUCGUGGUGAAGUUGUGUGUGAAGUCGUUUCUGCCAAACCAUUGGAUGCUUCUCAAAGCAAACAAUUGGAGGGUGCUUUGAAGUCCUUCUUGAAGAGCAACCAAAGCUUGAAGAUUACCUCCCGUGUCGAUCCCAGCAUCAUUGGUGGUCUCAUCGUCUCCAUUGGUGAUAAAUAUGUUGACAUGAGCAUUGCCAGCAAAGUCAAGAUGUACACCGAUGUCAUCUCCUCUGCCGCUUAAA